Molecule: messenger RNA, 417 nt
Organism: Didymodactylos carnosus
Lineage: Eukaryota; Metazoa; Rotifera; Eurotatoria; Philodinida; Philodinidae
Source: the annotation of a GenBank genome assembly
AUGUCUACAUCAUUACAAACAACAUCUUAUGAACGCGAUGAUGUUCGUUGGAAUCCAAAAGGGUACUAUGAACGAUAUGAUGGUCGAAAAUAUUGGAGAAAAUUAUGUGUAGUAGAAAAUUGUUCAAAACGUGCAAAAACAUUAUCAUGGUGUAAACGACAUUAUACCGAAGAAAAACAAAAACAAGAAAGAGGUGAAGGUGAUCCAAAUAUAUGUUUAGAACCACAACGUCGACAAUCAAAACAUAAUUAUCAACGUUAUGAUAUUCGAAUUAAUAAAAAAGGUAUUCGUGAACAAUUUGAUGGUAAAGAUCAUUGGCGAGAAUUAUGUUUAAUACCAACGUGUACAAAACGAGCAAAAAAGUUAGCAUUUUGUAAACGUCAUUUUACUGAACAAAUUAAACAAGAAACAAAUUAA